UGGUGAUGAAGAGGAGCGCGUGAAGCCGUCGUGCUUCUGUUGGAUUUACUCUACGUGUCGAUGGAUGUUACGGAUGGUUUCUGUCGUUACUGUCCCUCCUGAGAGACACACGGAGACAUGGAGGACCGUCACCGGCGGACCCGGAGACUCGGGAGCCUCACCACCAAGUCCCGGGUCUCCAAGGAGACGAAGCUCCGGCUGCGCGUGGUCUUCCUGGAUGACAGCGAGCGCACGUUCGAGGUGGAGCAAAAGGUUUUAGGCGGCGACUUCUUCAACAAAGUGUGUGGACACCUGAAGCUGCUGGAGAAGGAGUACUUCGGGCUGGAGUUCAGACACCACAACGGCAACUACGUGUGGUUGGAGCUGCUGAAGCCGCUGGCCAAACAGAUUAAAUACACCAGCGAUCUGUUCUUCAGGUUUAUAGUUAAGUUUUUUCCACCAGAUCCUGGACAGCUAAAGCGAGGCCUCACCAGGUAUCUUUUUGCCUUACAGAUAAAGCAGGACUUGUCUAACGGCAGUCUGACCUGUAAUGACAACAGCGCCGCCCUGCUGGUCUCUCACAUACUGCAGUCAGAGCUCGGGGACUAUGAUGAGGAGCUGGACAGUCACCAUUUGGAGAUGAAGCAGUACGUCCCCAACCAGGAGUAUCUAGACCACAAGAUCACCAAGUUUCACAAGAAACACAGAGGUGUGUCUCCUGGAGACUCGGACAUCCACCUGCUGGAGGUGGCGAGGAAGCUGGACAUGUACGGCAUCAGGCCUCACCCGGCCCACGACGGGGAGGGAAUGAGGAUCAACCUGGCUGUGACACACUCUGGAGUACUGGUCUUUCAGGGCAACACCAAAAUCAACACGUUCAGCUGGGCGAAGAUCCGCAAGCUGAGCUUCAAGCGCAAACAUUUCCUCAUCAAACUGCACGACAAAGUCGGGCCAUCAUGUAAGGACACACUGGAGUUCUCCAUGGCCAGUCGAGACGUGUGCAAGUCCUUCUGGAAGACGUGUGUGGAGUACCACGCCUUCUUCAGACUGGCAGAGGAACCGAAGUCGAUACACAAAACACUUCUGUCCUGUAAAGGCUCCAGCUUUAGAUACAGCGGACGGACGCAGAAGCAGCUGCUGGAGUGCAUGGGAUCAGGGGAGAAGAAGCCUUCGCACUUUGAGAGGACUUACUGCCAGUCAGACUACGAUCCUCGACACUGUCGCUCCUCUCCUGAUCUCUUAACAGACGUCUCCAAACAGUUGUUCGAGCACACCCAUCCGUUUACCCGGGCGGGUCAUGCCUUGGCGGUCUGCAGUCAAGAUGAGUUGGACCCACAUCACCGAGACAUAGACUAUGUUGAAAUUGGUGGAAGGGGGGCUAAACGCAGCCGAUCGUCCGUCGAGGUCACCCAGAGGACUCGCCCUCUCUCCACAGCCACCCCCGUUUCUCCAUCAUCUCUACACCAAUCAACCCCGUCGCCCAAGAUAAGAUCCGCCUCCACAUCUGUGAUGGAGGACAUGAGAGGAGGACGGAUCGGAGCGCAGCGCCAAGCACAAAGGCUAGCCGGCGUCUAUGGGAACCGGUCACGGCGUCGACCAAAUCCCCAGCCACACCCAGAUGCGGCUCAGCAGUUGGUUCUCCUCUACCCAAACAGUCCUGCCUACCAGUAUCACCCCAUCCUCCCAUCAUUCCCAUUAGCCGGUCCCUCGCCUUUCAACCGACACCCCUACUUGUCGGACUACGUUGCCGUUUCUUCACUAGAGCGUUUUCCGCAUGUGAGGAGGCAGGAUUACGUGACAAUGGAUGGCCUAUCACGUCCACCUUUCUAUCCUCUAAGCCAUGCUUCUCCGUCCCACUCGCCAAUCAGGAGGAACCUCCGCCCCUCCGGCUCUGGCGGUCUGGGAUUGGCUCGGGUUUACCAGCCGGGAAGUAAUGGAGCGAGGCACUUGGGUGUUGGACGUACAGAGGCGGGGCAUUACAGCGAUGACUCCAACUUCCUCCCGGGGCUGCCUCGCCGUGUUGCUAGCCAACCAGAUGUAAAGUUUAACCUCUCAAGGAGUUCUAACCCAACCUUUAACCCCGCCUCGGAGUUCCGCCCCCUUGGUUACUACCCCCACCUGACACGCCCCUCCAGACCCACCUACCUCCCAUUAAGCUCCUCCCCUCUGCCUGAUCGACCUACCUCGCUUUGCAUGAUCGCGGGCACCACGGGAAGCUAUAGCGACUCCGACCCGGAGGUUUUCUAUCCGUAUUACUGCCCGCCACCUCCGCUGGGGAAAGUACGGUCCGCUGGACUUGCCAGGAUGAGGUUCUCCUCUGGGAGCCUCCAACUGGACGAGGAGGAGGAGGGGGAGGAGGAAGAAGAGGAUAGAGGAGCUAAGGAAGAGGCAAAAGAGGAGAUAAAGUGUGAAGAAGACAAGACAAAAAAGACAGAAGGGGGAGACGAGACUAAAGGUGCUGCAAAGAUCACUGAAGUCACACUGUAGAAAAAAACGAGUUCAUAAUGUGAUCAAACUGGCAGGUUUUU
Plectropomus leopardus (leopard coralgrouper) is the source of this 2507-nucleotide messenger RNA. Its product is annotated as FERM domain-containing protein 7. NCBI's taxonomy places the organism in Eukaryota, Metazoa, Chordata, Actinopteri, Perciformes, Serranidae. Gene Ontology annotation, cellular component: cytoskeleton. The record is from RefSeq and is a predicted model, not a curated record. Gene Ontology annotation, molecular function: cytoskeletal protein binding; guanyl-nucleotide exchange factor activity.